Molecule: messenger RNA, 1546 nt
Organism: Carica papaya (papaya)
Lineage: Eukaryota; Viridiplantae; Streptophyta; Magnoliopsida; Brassicales; Caricaceae
Product: alcohol dehydrogenase-like 7
Biological process (GO): formaldehyde catabolic process
Cellular component (GO): cytosol
Molecular function (GO): S-(hydroxymethyl)glutathione dehydrogenase [NAD(P)+] activity; zinc ion binding; alcohol dehydrogenase (NAD+) activity
Source: RefSeq, a predicted model, not a curated record
GAGAAGGUGAAGGUGAAGGUUUAAAAGCAAUUGCUACGGAGACUUCUGUAAUUGCCUCCUUCUCUUUUUGUAGGUUUCCAUUAAUACUGCAGCUCGGUGUCCGAAGAUCAUCUUCAGAUUUGCUUUUUUGAUCCAUUUUGUAGGCAUCCUCAAGUGGGCUGAAGCAAACAAAAUCAUAAGAUUAAUUUCUCGGGGGCUCGCGGAUCGGCCCGGCCAUCACCGAUGCUUAUUUUAGUACCAUAUCCGGAUAAAUAUAAGCAGAAUUCAUUUCCCGUCUUCUUUCGUCAUGGAUUCCGGCAAUCUCUCAAGCAAAACCGCAGGCAAACCCAUUCGAUGUAAAGCCGCCGUUUGUCGCAAAGCAGGGGAGCCUCUGGUCAUCGAGGAAAUCAUCGUGGCUCCGCCGAGUCCUCAUGAGGUUCGCCUCCGGAUCAUCUGCACCACUCUCUGCCACAGCGAUCUCACCUUUUGGAAACUGACGGUUCCUCCUGCUUACUUUCCACGAAUUCUGGGCCAUGAAGCUAUCGGGGUUGUGGAGAGUGUGGGAGACAACGUAGAUGAAGUGGCAGAGGGAGAUACUGUCAUUCCAAUAUUCAUCUCUGAUUGUGGAGAAUGUGAAGAUUGCACGUCAAAGAAAAGUAAUCUUUGUUCUAAAUUCCCUUUUGAAGUGUCUCCUUGGAUGCCUAGAUACGACUCCACUAGGUUUACAGAUCUCGAAGGAGAUGUUUUGUUUCACUUUCUCAAUGUGUCGAGUUUUAGUGAGUAUACUGUGGUAGACAAAACUCACGUCGUAAAGAUUGAUCCCACCAUCCCUCCAAACAGAGCAUGUCUUCUUAGUUGUGGAGUUUCUACUGGGGUUGGUGCGGCUCUGAGAACAGCAGAUGUUGAGGCAGGAUCAACUGUUGUUAUUUUUGGAUUAGGGUCAAUUGGAUUAGCGGUUGCAGAAGGAGCACGUUUAUCUGGUGCUACGAGAAUAAUAGGUGUUGAUGUAAAUCCAGAAAAAUUUGAAACUGGAAAAAUAUUUGGGGUUACAGAAUUUAUCAAUGCUAGUGAUUGUAGAGAUAAGUCUGUGAAAGAGGUGAUCAUGGAGAUGACUGGUGGUCAAGGUGCAGAUUAUUGCUUUGAAUGUGUUGGCUUGGCAUCUUUGGUACAUGAAGCAUUUGCUUGCUCCAGAAAGGGUUGGGGAAAGACAAUUGUAGUGGGUGUGGAUAAACCCGGGUCACAGUUAAGCUUAAGCUCUUAUGAUGUUCUUCAUUAUGGGAAAACCUUAACAGGAUCUUUAUUUGGAGGUCUUAAACCUAAAUAUGAUAUUCCUAUUCUUCUAAACCGUUAUGUAAAUAAGGAGUUACAACUUGACAAGUUCGUUACACACGAGAUGAAAUUUGAAGAUAUCAACAAAGCAUUUGAUUUGCUUAUUGAAGGAAAGUGUAUUCGAUGUGUGCUUUGGAUGGAGAAAAGUUGAUAGAACUAUUACAAUUAGCACAUGUUUAAGAGUUUGAAAUAAACCACGUGGGUUUCACAUGUUGAAUUCUCUUUCUUGUUAUAAUUG